Molecule: messenger RNA, 936 nt
Organism: Fraxinus pennsylvanica
Lineage: Eukaryota; Viridiplantae; Streptophyta; Magnoliopsida; Lamiales; Oleaceae
Source: the annotation of a GenBank genome assembly
AUGAAACAAGAACCACCACCACUUCCGCCGCAGCACCACCGGAAGAGACUGAUGGUUUUUGCCUUAAAGAAGUUCACUAAACCUACUUCUUAUUUUAUCCUUCUUCUACUAACCUACUAUCUAGGUUAUCUAUCUGCACCCUCUUCCACCUCAAAAAAACCUACUUCGACAUCAAGAAUUCCUAUCCGAGCCACCGCCACCAGCUCCGCAGCUCCAGUAGCUGACCACAACAGCUUUUCAAUUCAGUGUGUCGAUCCGGUUAACUCGGAAAAAGUCCGCCAAACAGUUCUUGACCGAGUCUUCCAUGGCAUAUCCCCGUGGCAAAACUUCCCCCCUGCGCACGUUAGCACCCUCCUCCGCCAGAACCGGAUUAAAGGAUGGGGCUCCACCGGCGCAGUCUUCGAUAACCUCAUCCGGCGGGUGAGGCCCAAGACCAUAAUUGAGGUGGGCACAUUUCUUGGCGCGUCGGCUCUUCACAUGGCGAAGUUGACUCGCAAACUCGGGCUCGAGACUCAGAUACUCUGCAUUGACGAUUUCCGGGGCUGGCCCGGGUUCUUGGACAAAUUCAGGGAAAUGAAAAUGGUAAACGGAGAUGUUAUGCUCAUGUACCAAUUCAUGCAGAACGUAGUUUAUGCAAAUGCAACUGAAUCAGUCCUGUUCUUGCCAUUCUCCACCGCGUCAGCUCUCGAUAAACUCUGCGAGUGGGGAGUGUUCGCUGAGUUGAUUGAAGUCGACGCGGGUCAUGAUUUUCACUCGGCAUGGACGGAUAUAAACAAGGCCUAUAAGAUUUUGAGACCUGGUGGUGUCAUUUUUGGGCAUGACUAUUUUACUUCUGCGGAUAAUAAAGGCGUUAGAAGAGCGGUCAACAUGUUUGCUCGACUCAAUCAUCUUCGAGUUCAACUCGAUGGGCAGCACUGGGUCAUCGAAUCGAACUAA